AUGUCGAUGUUCACCACUCUUCUGCUUCUCAGCGCUGUCUUUGCUCUGGGAGAUGCAAGCCGUAGAAGAGAGCAUCAGCAUCAUCUCUGUGACUUGCAGGAAAUCCUUCCUCCUCUGAAAGAUCCCUAUGACUCAGAGGAAAACAGUUCUCCCUCGGAAGAACACAUUCAUCCUCCGAAAGAUCGGUCUGACUCGGAGGAACACAUUCAUCCUCCGAAAGAUCGGUCUGACUCGGAGGAACACAUUCAUCCUCCGAAAGAUCGGUCUGACUCGGAGGAACACAUUCAUCCUCCGAAAGAUCGGUCUGACUCGGAGGAACACAUUCAUCCUCCGAAAGAUCGGUCUGACUCGGAGGAACACAUUCAUCCUCCGGAAGAUCGGUCUGACUCUGACUCGGAGGAACACAUUCAUCCUCCGAAAGAUCGGUCUGACUCUGACUCAAAGGAACACAUUCCUCCCCGGAAAGAGUGUCAUCGCAGAGUCUGCCCAAAAGGCUGGCACAGAUAUAAGACACACUGCUAUCACUACUUCCCCUUCAUGUCCACAUGGCCAGAGGCAGAGAGGAAAUGUUUGCGUUUGGGAGGUAACCUGGCAUCAGUGCACAGCCUUCCCCAGUAUCGUUUCCUUCAGUCUGUCAUCAGGAAGAGUACCAAGAAAAUCCAGCGCACCUGGAUUGGAGCCAACGAUGCCAUCAAGGAGGGUCUUUGGCUGUGGAGCGACGGGUCCAGGUUUAACUACCAGAACUGGGGCCCGGGUCAACCCUCUAACUAUAACCAUGGUGUUAUUAGGGACAACACGAACGGCCGGGAGCAUUGUAUGGAAAUGAACUAUGGAGCUUCCCGCUGCCAGAAUGAUGCCCCCUGCUGGUUCACAUUUCCCUUCCUGUGUUCCAGAAAGCGCUGAGGUCCACAUUUUGGGAGAGACAACAUUGGAGAAGCUCUCUGGCAUUUGAGAUUGUUUUAAAUAAAUGCACCGUCUGCAAUGUAACUUUUUGUUCAGUGGUCAUUUAUACAAAACAC
Salvelinus fontinalis (brook trout) is the source of this 1019-nucleotide messenger RNA. RefSeq names its product C-type lectin domain family 4 member K-like. Gene Ontology annotation, molecular function: signaling receptor activity. Lineage: Eukaryota; Metazoa; Chordata; Actinopteri; Salmoniformes; Salmonidae. The transcript is spliced from 6 exons. The coding region runs from base 1 to 903 and encodes 300 amino acids. The record is from RefSeq and is a predicted model, not a curated record.